UGUGGCCGAGGGAGAGGGCUGUGCCGUCUCUGCACAAUAAAGAGGAGCAGGAGGAGAGGAGCGUAGGGUGAGGUGCUGGAAGACGGAGUGUUGGGUGAGGUGCUGGAAGACGGAGUGUUGGGUGAGGUGCUGGAAGACGGAGUGUUGGGUGAGGUGCUGGAAGACAGACCGUAGGGUGAGGUGCAGAGCCAGCUCCUGGGCAGCCAGUAGUCGAGGACCAGAGGAGGGCUGUACAGAGGAGCCGACGCCUCCGACGGCCGAGGAGGGGGGGGGAGCCCUACGCACGACGCCACGCCUCGGAUCAGCAAUCAGCCAAUCAGCACUGGGAGCCCAUCGCGCCUCCACUGGCCUGUCCACAUCAACCCCUCUGUGCUCCACAUGGGUGUCUGCGCCCGCCCCGCCGGUUUCUCCUGCGCUGCUGCCCCCUCAGGGACCUACUCCCCGCCGAACCGUCAGCCCCUUUCAUCAGUCGGAGGGCUAGCGGGGGGCGUCUGAGCGCGGCGUCUCCGGAAAGUGGCUGGGAAGAUGACGACCAUGCAGAGGCUUCUGCAGCUCCCGGUGAAUGCGGUGAACAUGGUGAAGACGGCACAGGUUCAGGAGGAGGCCAAGAGCCCGGUGCUGACCCCCGACGGCGGGCAGCAGACGUGGUAUAACGCGGUCAGGCCAGACGAGCUCAGGUACCUCCGGUCCGGCGGCGAGCAGGAAGAGCGGCCAACGCUGGAGGAGGGUGUCACCAGCGCCCAAACACAGCCUCUGCGACAUGAUGACUUGAAGGAGAUGCUGGACAGUAAUAAGGACUCCUUGAAGCUGGAGGCCAUGAAGAGAAUCGUUGCUAUGAUUGCCAGGGGAAAGAAUGCUUCAGACCUGUUCCCUGCAGUAGUGAAGAAUGUGGCCUGUAAGAACAUUGAGGUGAAGAAGCUGGUGUAUGUGUACCUGGUGCGCUAUGCGGAGGAGCAGCAGGACCUGGCUCUGCUCUCCAUCUCCACCUUCCAAAGAGGCCUAAAGGACCCCAACCAGCUGAUCCGUGCCAGUGCUUUGCGGGUGCUCUCCAGCAUCAGGGUCACCAUUAUUGUGCCCAUCAUGAUGUUGGCCAUCAAAGAGGCGGCAUCUGACAUGUCCCCCUACGUGCGCAAGACCGCUGCUCACGCCAUACCCAAGCUCUACAGUUUGGACCCAGAACAGAAGGACCAGUUGAUCGAGGUCAUCGAGAAACUUCUUGCCGACAAAACAACACUGGUGGCCGGGAGUGUGGUGAUGGCAUUUGAGGAGGUGUGUCCAGAACGCAUAGACCUCAUCCACAAGAACUACCGCAAGCUCUGCAACCUGCUGAUUGACGUGGAGGAGUGGGGUCAGGUGGUCAUCAUCAACAUGCUCACCCGCUACGCCCGGACACAGUUCCUCAACCCCAACAUGAACGAGUCCCUGCUGGAGGAGAGCGGGGAGAAGGCCUUCUACGGUUCGGACGAGGAGGACGGGAAGGAUGAGAAGGUUGAGGCCACUGCCCUGGCCAAGAGGAAGCCCUAUGUGAUGGACCCGGACCACAGGCUCCUGCUGCGCAACACCAAGCCCCUGCUGCAGAGCCGCAACGCAGCCGUGGUGAUGGCAGUGGCCCAGCUUUAUUUCCACCUGGCUCCCAAAGCGGAGGUGGGGGUCAUUGCCAAGGCCCUUGUGCGCCUCAUGAGGAGCCACAGUGAAGUCCAGUACGUAGUAUUACAGAAUGUGGCCACAAUGACCAUCAAGAGAAGGGGGAUGUUUGAGCCAUACCUGAAGAGUUUCUACAUCCGAUCCACCGAUCCAACCCAAAUCAAAGUCCUCAAAUUGGAGGUUUUGACCAAUUUGGCCAAUGAGACCAACAUAUCCACUAUUCUGAGGGAAUUUCAGACGUACAUCAAAAGCAUGGAUAAGGACUUUGUUGCGGCCACCAUCCAAGCAAUCGGCCGCUGUGCCACCAACAUCGGCGAGGUCAGGGACACCUGUCUGAAUGGGCUGGUCCUGCUGCUGUCCAACCGGGAUGAGCUGGUGGUGGCUGAGUCAGUGGUGGUGAUCAAGAAGCUUCUUCAGAUGCAACCAGAACAACACAGUGAUAUCAUCAAGCACAUGGCCAAACUCACAGACAACAUCCAGGUCCCCAUGGCAAGGGCCAGCAUCUUGUGGUUGAUUGGGGAAUACUGUGAGCACGUACCCAAGAUUGCACCUGAUGUGCUGAGGAAGAUGGCCAAGUCAUUCACUAAUGAGGAGGACAUUGUCAAGCUGCAAAUCAUCAAUCUUGCAGCAAAGCUUUACCUGACCAACUCCAAGCAGACUAAACUUCUCACACAAUACGUCCUCAACCUGGCCAAGUACGACCAGAACUAUGACAUCAGGGAUCGGGCACGUUUCAUCCGCCAGCUCAUCGUACCCACAGACAAGAGUGGGGUCCUUAGCAAGUACGCCAAGAAGCUGUUCCUGGCCCUGAAGCCAGCACCUGUCCUAGAGUCUCCAUUCAAAGACAGAGACCACUUCCAGUUGGGCUCUCUUUCCCAUCUGCUCAACGCUAAGGCUGGGGGCUACCAGGAGCUACCUGACUGGCCCGAGGCAGCUCCAGAUCCCUCCGUGCGCAACGUGGAGGUGAAGGAUACUGUUAUUGUGCUGCUCGAAAGAGUCACAGCCUUAACCAGCGUUCCUGAGUGGACCAAGUGCAGCAGCCGAGAGAAGAGGAAGGAGAAGAAGGUGGAGAAGCCCUUCUAUUCGGACUCAGGUGGAGAGUCUGGGCCCACAGAGUCUGCAGACAGCGAGUCAGACAUGGGCAGUGGGUCAGAGAGCGGCAGUGAGAGUGGCAGUGAGGAGAGCGGCUCUGAAUCUGGAAGUGAGGACAGUGAAGAGGAGUCAGAGUCAGAGAAGGAGGAGGAGAAGAAGAAGAAGAAGAAGGCAGACAAGAGCAAAGCCAAAAAAGCUGCACCGGAGAGUGCAGAAAGCGAGCAGAGCAGUGGAGAGGAGCGAAAGACUGUGAAGAAGAGCAAAGCGCCCAGGAGUGGGUCAGAGUCUGAGUCUGAGGAGGAAGAGGAGACCUCGUCUGAGAGCAGCGAGUCCGAAUCGGAGUCCGAGCAGGAGUCAGAGUCUGAUACAGACACAAAGCGGAAGAAGAAGACCAGUUCAUCCAAAGCACCUCCAAAGCAACCCAAAAAGGAGAAGAAAGAGAUGUCCCUGCUUGAUCUGGAUGACUUUGACCCUGCCCCUUCACCUCAGGUCACCCCGGUCAAUAAUUUCCUAUCCAGUAGCCUGGUGACAGACCUAGAGGGGCUGUCCUUGACAGACACCGCCCUGUCCCCUGUGACCAUCAGCCCCACAUCCAGCUCUGUGAAGACCUACGAGCUGCUGCAUCGCAUCACAGGGGAGGGCCUGGCCGUGCAGUACUGCUUCAGCCGCCAGCCCUUCAGCCCUGACCCACACAUGGUGGCCGUGCAGAUCCAGUUCACCAACAACACCGAGUCCGAGGCCAAGAGCCUGUCCAUUCAGGAGCCCAAGCUGCAGUCUGGCAUGCGGAUCAAGGAGUUCCCCGAGAUCGAAGUGUUGCCCCCAGGGGAGACGAUCUCCGUGGUUAUGGGCAUCGAUUUCUGCGAUUCCACACAAGCAGCCAACUUCCAGCUCUGUACUCACACUCGGAAGUUCUUUGUGUCGAUCCAGCCCCCAGUGGGAGAGCUGUUGAUGCCGGUCUUCAUGACUGAGAAUGAGUUCAGGAAGGAGCAAGGUCAGCUGAUGGGCAUGAAUGAGAUCACAGAGCGGCUGACCCUGGGCGAGAAGUGCCAGAGUGACCAUGUGAUCGUGCAAAGGGUUACAUCCGCUGCCAACCUCAGCCGGGUGCCCUGUGGCUCGGAGAAGGAGUGCAGCCUUCCUCUUCCCCUUCCUCCUUCCUCUGCUCCGGUGUCCAGGUUUGCAGGGAAGACGGUGACGAGUGGCAGUCUGGUGCUGGUCACUGUGGUGACGAAAGAGGGACGUGCGGCCCAGCUCACAGUCAACUGUGAGAAGAUGGUGAUUGGCACAAUGUUGGUGAAGGACAUCCUCCAAGCUCUGUCCCAGUGACAGACUGUCUCCUUGACUGCAACUAUCUGCUUUAGCCCUGCAAUUCACACCCCUCAUCCCCCACACUCUGCUUCAGCCAAGGCACACCUAGUUAUCCAGCAACCUCUAAAAACAGCCCUCACUAUAGUUACCCAGUAACCUAUAACUGCAACCCUCUCCAAGCACCAUUUACAGAAACAUUAUGACCACCUGGAUUAUGUACCCAGCUCUGAUUAUGAUUUGAAUGUUCAACUUUGCAAUUAACAUAUAAUUAGCGUAUCUACCAUACCUAUAUUUUGUGCAGCAUUAUAUUAGGAAUAGAAAACAAGAGGAUUCUUAUGUAAGGUGCUGCCAUGGCUAAAAGGGAACCUAAUGCAAAAAACAGCUGAAUACAGUUUAUGCCUAAAUACACCUCAUAAUGGAGCACAAGGUCCUCCAUUUGUUCCAAAAAUACAAGGCCAUUGUCAUUUGUCAUGAUUAGUCUGAAAAAAAAAUCUAUUCUAAUCUAAUCCAUAAUGUUAUGGAUUCUGGAACAAGGUGGUGUCAAAGACCCUGUUUACACUUGGUUUUAAAAUGCGUUUCGGUGACCCGAACACAAGUGGACAGCCGAGACACAUCGCAGUUCACACCUGUGUCUAUCAUGCGUCUCCAAGGUAUCCAGCUGACCACUUUUGUUCAGAUUUCGUUACUGCCUAUCUCACUUCCGUUAGAAGGUCAAAGGGCCCCGCGCACAGUUAUUACGUCAGUCUGUCGCCAGACAAGCGCCAGAUUUGUUUCGCACGGGCUAGCUAAGAAAACAAAAAUGUUUCAAGAACUAAUAUAUAUGCACAUUCCAACUGUUCAGAUAGGCAGGACAAAGUCAUUUGCGACUUGCGAAAGAGCGCAGGACAAGACGAAGACUGUCACCAAAACAACCACCACGUCCUGCAUUCAUGACGUAUUUUCCUGGUACAUCCUUGUCGGGGACCCAUCAGGACGCAUUAGCAUUUACACUACAAAAGAUAUGUGGUCAAAUGCGUCCCAGACCACCUCGGCAAGUGGUUUGAGUGAUUGGAUCACAAUGCGUCUUGGUGGUCGUUCACACUUGUAUUUAGUGCUGUCCACUUGUGAUCCGAUCGCCCAAGAUGCACUUUAAAACCAAGUGCAAACAGGGUCAAGGUGUUUUACUUUUUCCAAAGUGAAUAACAGCACUGUCCUGCCUGAGAACUGAAACUGCUACUGUCGGUUACAAUGGUGGGGUGUGGGUUACACUGCACCCCCUGCUGCCCACUGUCUUACACGUUGUCAUAAUGGGAACAUUAACCUGAUGUAGGGCUUUUAUUCUUUAGUUUGUUUGUUUUUUCUAACAUUUUAAACAAUAGGGGGAUUUUGUGGCUGACACUAACCAACAUUCAGUCAGUCACAUAGAAUUGGCAUAGUCUGUGGAAGGAUAUAACCACAAGAACACAGAAUUUAAAUGCAGAACAAGAUUGUGACACCUGCUACCAUCAUACCCUUGGUCUAAUUACAUCAUCAACAAGUUUAAUACUUAGAUUGGAGUUUCUUAGCCCAUAACAUGCACUGUAGUACUGGAUCUCAGUUUUAUUAGCAGAUGGGUGAUAUACAGACCAUAUUUAUACGUAUAUGUAUAGUACUCUAGAUGUACAUGUCUUAUACUUGUGACUGUGUAUGACAUACACUUUACAACGACAGUUGAUUCAUAUUAUAAGUAGCUUAAUUAUCAACACUCAAACAUAAAGUCUUCAGAUCAGCUGGAAUAUGGAAUAUCUAACAUUUUACAAUUUUGAAUGCCUGAUCGAUAAUGUGAACUGGUCUAGGAUGUAAUCUGAACUGUACACUGUAUACUCCAGUGGUCUUUCACCAUGUUUUAUCAGUGAAAUGAGGGGGGGAAAUGGUGAGAACAUUCAUUAGCAAUUUAUUUUGAUGAAUAAGAUGUAUAAGACAAAAUAUAGGGUUAAAAAUUGAGUAAAUAUGUCGGUCAAAGUCUACAAUUAGUCAUUUACAUGAGUCACCCACAGUAUAUUAUAUUUUUACUUUACAGCAUAGUGUUCUGUAACAUGGUCAGGGCUGAAGGAGAGAAGGUCUGCCUUGACUGUUGGCAAGGUCUGUUCAUCUCACCUCUGCCUAGCAUGAAUGUAGCAUGUGGACUAAGUUGUACCUAUUGAAAUACAGAGGGUACAGUACCGUUGAACUGCCAUUUUCAGCAUAGAAAGGUAAUGAUUUUAACCAGAUAAUUAUAUAAGUAUGUUCAAACCAAACAGGGUAUUUCAUCAUGGGGUAACUUUUGCUUACAACUUAUUACCACCUCUUUUAAUGAUGCCACGUAUAUAGUGCUUAUCGGUACAGUGACAGUUUUCAGUGUUUCAAAUGUGCAGAGGUUAUUUAUUUUCAUUCAAAACCUUUUUUUCACAUUUUGAGACCAUGAAAUGGUGGAGUUAAAACUAAAUUGUCAUUUGGUGUAUGUCCUAGGACUCCUGUAAUCUCAUAAACCAUGCAAGAAUUUAGUAAACAUAAAUUACGAUAAAAUAAUGGGUAUUACACAACAAUAUGUAAUACAAAAUGCCAUCCAAGUCAUUCAUCUGGUGCAUGGCUUAGAUUGAAUUAUGACAUAGACCUUGUGGGGGCUGAGUGAAUGAGUACAACAUUGAGACUUUUCUCCAUUUUCAAAAUAAAGUGGUUCAGUUCACAGAAGGUUCUUGUUCUUCUCCCCUGUUCAUUUGUACAAGCAUUUUGUAUUGCUUUAGUAAACUUAUGUAAGAUGCAAUUUUCCAUUGAGUUAAGUGCUUGUAUCGUGAGUCAUAUAUACCUGUAUUUUGCAUGUUACUUUCCAGGGCAAUGAGCAUUGCAACUCCGAUUAUUUUUGUAUAUUUUGUGGUUACAGUAGAAAGCUGAAACUGUAUUCCUGGUUCACACCCAAUAAAUACAGAAUGAGUGAAUUUAGUGCAGUGGUUGUAAAGAGAGAUUUAAAGACUGGUUUGCAUGUCUUAAAACACUGAUUACUGUGCUGUGUGAUUGCUGCAGUGGUGCAAAGAUGCAGUUCUCUGUUCCUUUUAAGGGAGGCCUGGCCCAGCUUGCUGUUUCUACUUCUAAAUUGUAUUCAUUCUAUAGGACAUCCAUGCUUUGAAAUUUUUCAAAGGAUGCUUGUGCAGUUUAGUAGGCAAUUGAUAGGACUGAAUUAAAACAAAAGCUGGAAAUACUGGCAAACAUUUUAUGAUUAAAAAUAAGGUAGGUCAUAUAUUUAUUUCUGAGCAAUUCAUAUUAAAGGUUAUCGCUUCUCUACUUUUUUCUGAGACAAUGUUCAAUGUGGCAGGAAAAAUGAACUAUGUAUUAGAAAUGCAUCAAAGCAUGUUUUCCCACUGAUAAUGUUAAAUGCAAACACUGGCCUUCUUUUACUGUUUAUUUCUAUAUUUAACACUCAUUUAUUCUGUUUGUGAAUAGCAUCAGUAGUGUGUUUCAGUCUUCCCCUUUCUUCUGUGUGGUUGUUGAAAUGGUGUGAGUAUUACAGCUUUAUUUAUUUUACAAAUGAAAAUGUCAAUAAAAGCUGAUUAUUCAAAGUA
Messenger RNA from Anguilla rostrata (American eel), 7595 nucleotides. RefSeq names its product AP-3 complex subunit beta-2. Gene Ontology annotation, cellular component: membrane coat; AP-3 adaptor complex. Bases 526 to 4059 code for a protein of 1177 amino acids. The record is from RefSeq and is a predicted model, not a curated record. Lineage: Eukaryota; Metazoa; Chordata; Actinopteri; Anguilliformes; Anguillidae. The transcript has 28 exons. Gene Ontology annotation, biological process: intracellular protein transport; vesicle-mediated transport; anterograde synaptic vesicle transport.